Messenger RNA from Solenopsis invicta (red fire ant), 1570 nucleotides. Its product is annotated as RNA-binding protein NOB1. The record is from RefSeq and is a predicted model, not a curated record. Gene Ontology annotation, biological process: ribosomal small subunit biogenesis; maturation of SSU-rRNA. The coding region runs from base 111 to 1550 and encodes 479 amino acids. The transcript is spliced from 6 exons. Gene Ontology annotation, cellular component: preribosome, small subunit precursor. Gene Ontology annotation, molecular function: RNA endonuclease activity. Lineage: Eukaryota; Metazoa; Arthropoda; Insecta; Hymenoptera; Formicidae.
CUAACCUCUUUCACUUUCUUUUCAUUCGAAACAUUGUUAGACAUCGUGUUACCCACGUGUAAUUGUUACAUUUUGAAUUAAAAGAAGAAGAAACAGAUCCACGCGUAAUUAUGGAAAACAGGAAUAAAGUACAAUAUCUUAUUGUCGAUACGAGCGCUUUUAUAAAGAAUGCUGCCUUACAGGAUAUUGGAGUAAAUAUUAUAACCGAGCAAGCUGUAGUUGAUGAAAUUACAAGCAAAAGACAGCUGAGAAGAUUAGUCGUAUUGCCAUAUGACUUAAAGGUUCAAGAGGUUUUUGCUGAGAAUAUCAAAUUUGUGACUGAAUUUUCAAAGAAAAGCGGCGAUUACACCAGCCUAUCCGCUACCGACAUCAAGGUAAUUGCACUCACGUAUCAGUUGGAAAAAGAAAAAGUUGGGACGACACAUUUGAAGGAUGCCCCAACGAUAAGAACAGUUAUGCCUACUGCAAAUAAAGAGAGCGAUGAUGAUCCUAAAUUACCAGUUGGUUUCUACUUGCCAAAGAAAAAAGAGAAAAAGCAAUUGGUUGUAGAUGACAAAAAUGUAGAGGCUUCUUCAAAUAAUACGGAAAAUACAGAUGUUAUUGAAGAAAAUAUCACACACGUUCAAAUUGUAAGUGAUUUGGCAACAGGUAAUACAAGAAAUGACACGGAGAAACAAUUUACUUCUUACGCGUCUGCAUCCUCGGAAGAAUCGCAAUCAGAUUAUGAAACUGCGUCUGAUAACGAGGAAGAUAAGAAAUUGGAUGAAACGGAUUUAAUUCACAAAUUUUCCAAGCUGGAGUGCAAUCCAGCUGAUUUAGAUGUAGAAGGCAAGUAUGUUGUAGACGACAUUCUUGCUCCUGUCGUUACAACGUCCAAAAGUGACGAAUCAUUUGAGGACGAAGAUGAUGAGGAUGACGAUACCGACGAUGACGACGAUGGUUGGAUCACACCAGCGAACGUUUCCAACGUAAAGAGGCAAAUGGACUCGGAGAUUCUCGAAGAGAAGGCUGCGACUGUCGCGUGCUUGACGAUGGAUUUUGCAAUGCAAAAUGUGCUUAUGCAAAUGGGACUGAAUGUAGUUGCAUUGGAUGGAAGAGUGAUUAAACAGAUGCGAACAUUCAUAUUCCGAUGCUACGCCUGUUUCAAAACUACUAGUAUUAUGACCAAGAUCUUCUGCCCGCAUUGUGGUAACAGGACACUGAAAAAAGUGGAGGUCACAUUAGACGAGAAUGGGAAACAACAGAUUCACAUCAAUUUUCGGAGACCUCUUUCGGCCAAAGGAAAGAAGUUCUCAUUACCAAUGCCGAAAGGUGGAAAACACGCUAACAAUCCUAUUUUAUGCGAGGAUCAACCGAUGCCGGAUCAACGUCCAUCUCGUUUAGCGCGCAUGAAGAACAAUCCGCUCGACGACGAUUACAUAGCUGGAUACUCUCCGUUCGUUAUGCGCGAUAUAAACUCAAAAUCAGCUAUGUUAGGCAUAAGACCGGAUGGCGCCGUCAAAUACUGGAUGAAAAGAAAUCCUAAUGAAUCUAAAAAGAAACGAAAAUAAAAGCUAUUUAUUGUUAAAAA